Molecule: messenger RNA, 1101 nt
Organism: Zygosaccharomyces rouxii
Lineage: Eukaryota; Fungi; Ascomycota; Saccharomycetes; Saccharomycetales; Saccharomycetaceae
Gene: ERG3
Product: C-5 sterol desaturase
Exons: 1
Coding region: 1-1101 (366 amino acids)
Biological process (GO): lipid biosynthetic process
Molecular function (GO): oxidoreductase activity; iron ion binding
Source: RefSeq, a predicted model, not a curated record
AUGGAUUUAGUCCUGGAGGUUUGUGAUACAUUUCUUUUCGACAAAUUAUAUUCAACAGUCUUACCAGCAUCACUGGCAGCUGGAAUUCCACCAAAAUGGCAGCAGAAAUUGGUAUUGAAUGCUGGUGUUAAUAACCAAACCCUUCUACAGGAUUCGUUGUUCCACCUGAACAAUUUGCCUCGAGUAAACAAAGAAGUUUAUGGUCAGACACCAUUUUUACUUGCGAUGACAAAAGAUACGUUCGGAUCACUGCUCGGACGUACUAACCUUGUGAGACAGAUCCUUUCGCUUUGGGCGGUCGUUACAGUGUUUGGUUGGUUGUUAUAUUUGAUAUCCGCAAGUCUCAGCUAUGUUUUUGUAUUCGAUAAGAGCAUCUUUAACCAUCCACGUUAUUUGAAAAACCAAAUGGCAUUGGAAAUUAAAUUGGCAAUGAGCGCAAUUCCAUGGAUGUCAUUAUUGACAGUGCCGUGGUUUGCACUGGAAUUGCACGGUUAUUCCAAACUGUACUUUUAUGCGGAUUUCGAGAAUCACGGUCUUCGUAACAUACUGUUAGAAUUCCUGUCUUUCAUAUUCUUUACUGAUUGUGGUGUUUACUUUGGCCAUAGAUUUUUGCACUUUCCACCAGUUUACAAGAGGCUUCAUAAGCCUCAUCACAAAUGGCUGGUGUGUACGCCAUUUGCAUCGCACGCCUUCCAUCCUGUUGACGGUUACAUUCAAUCAUUGCCAUACCAUAUCUACCCUAUGCUUAUGCCAUUAAACAAGGUUUCCUAUUUGCUAUUAUUCACUUUUGUCAACUGUUGGACCGUUAUGAUCCAUGAUGGUAAUCAUAUGGCCAACAGCGCUGUGGUUAACGGUACCGCGUGCCAUACGGUUCACCAUUUGUAUUUCAACUACAACUAUGGUCAAUUUACCACUUUGUGGGACAGAAUUGGUGGAUCUUACCGUAGACCUGAGGAUGAAUUAUUUGAUCCAAAAUUGAAGGACGAAGAGACUUUAAAGAGACAGAUUAAUGAAAUUGAAAGUUAUAUCAAAGAGGUUGAUGGUGAAGAUGGAUCUUACAGAGUUUAUGGAACGGAGGAAAAACUCAAGAAAGUUAAUUAG